AUGUCGAGGUAUGCCUCCUCAGAAGGGGUAUUGGAUCCAACCCCUCCAUCUUUGAAUGCCACGGACCCUGGCAUGUUGCCCCUUGGGAUUUCGAUUGGACGAAAGUACGUUGGCGCUGCUGAAGUGGCUCGAGCUACCUACCAAAUGGGCAAGGCCACAGCAUCGCCAUAUGUUCCGGUCCUGGGGUACAUGAGCCUCGUAUGUCCGGAACCGAUAGGGAACGUCCACUCCGACGCUGUCCGCGUAUGCAAGAACCAUACUGGUUCAACUGACAUCAGCACUGAGGCAGAGAAGCACUGA
Molecule: messenger RNA, 300 nt
Organism: Letharia lupina
Lineage: Eukaryota; Fungi; Ascomycota; Lecanoromycetes; Lecanorales; Parmeliaceae
Exons: 2
Coding region: 1-300 (99 amino acids)
Source: RefSeq, a predicted model, not a curated record